This is a messenger RNA of Meloidogyne enterolobii, 1284 nucleotides long. NCBI's taxonomy places the organism in Eukaryota, Metazoa, Nematoda, Chromadorea, Rhabditida, Meloidogynidae. The record is from the annotation of a GenBank genome assembly.
AUGUCUUCAACAUCCUCAUCAGAUGAAGAACAUGACGAGCAAAAUUUAGAUGAGAACUCAACUCAUCCACAAUCUGACCAACAACAAUAUCAAGAAGAUGGAGAAGAUGAUGAGACUAGCGAAAUUAAUCAUGAACAUCAGAUUGAUGCUGAAGAUAGCAUCCCUGACAAUAGAAAUGCUGAAGAAGAGGACGAUGAGGAUGGAAUAUUUACGACUAAAGAUGAUGACGAAGUUAGUGGUGUGCAUGCUACGGCUGAACAUAAUGAUGAAGAAAUGGAAGAUGAUGAAGUUGAACAUCGAGAGGAAGAAGAAACUCAAGAAGAUGUCCAUUCACAUCAGGAUGAAGAUGAAACUCAUCAAGUAAUCGCACGGAUGGAUGUUUCUGACGAUGAAGAACAAGAAGAAGAGGUUGAUACUGGCCCAACAAAAAUUGAUUUGAACAUGGCCCGUUGUAAAGUUGAUUUAGGCGAGGAAGGGCCUUAUUUUGUUAAACUGCCGAAUUUCUUAAGUAUUGAAACAAAGCCAUUUGAUCCUGAAACUUAUGAUGACGAAAUUGAAGAAGACGAAACACUUGAUGAUGAUGGGCGAACUCGUUUGAAACUUAAGCUGGAAAAUACAAUCCGUUGGAGAACGGUCCGAGAUGAGCAAGGCAAUGAGAAGCGCGAGAGCAAUGCAAAAAUUGUUCGUUGGUCUGAUGGAAGGUGUGAACAUAGAAUUCAUAAAGCUCAUACUUUAUGGAUUUUCUUCUACAAAGUUCCGUUUUUUACCCUUCCGCUUCCGCAUUUUUGGCUUCCGCGGGUCUCCAUUUUAUCCCUCCCCCUGAAAUCAAUCCCUGGCUAUUCCUCUCUUUAUCGUUAUCAACAAAAAGGAGCUCAUGAAAUGAUUCGCUUGGAGGAAGAAAAGUUACGAGCCGCAGCUCGUCGUGAAGCACAGCAACGAAAAGUUCGUGAGCGACCAAUGACUGUUGGACUCACAUCUGGAUUCCUUGAGGGUUAUGAUUCUGAUGAGGCAGUCGAUUCGCUAGCUGCAAUUAAGAGAAGAUAUCAACAUGCCCCAUAUGGAAUGGAUAGAUAUCAACGUGAGCGCUCUUUCUCUGAAUCAGAUGAGGAACAAGAGGAAAGGCAAAGGAAAACUAUAAAUGAGGCAAAAAUUGACAGUGAAGAAGAGGAGGAAGCUGAAGAAGGUGUGGAGGAAAUGGACACAUCUGAUACUGAACAAAGGCAGAAAAAGCAGCAGAAAACACAACAAAAACGUAAGAUCGUUAUUGAGGAAGAUGAAGAUUAA